AAGUGCGCCUGGAGGAGAUCUUGAACAAAAAGCAAGAAACACUCAGGAUCCUCCGGCUGCACUGCCAGGAGAAAGAAAGUGAGUCACAGAGGAACGUGUCUGAGGACUGCCGUGUCCCUCCCCAGGAAGCACACCAUGUUGGAGGACUGCAAGGAGCGGAUUUCUGCCCUGGAUUCCCAGAUCGCAGAAGAGAAGAAAAAACAGAGACAGCUGAGGUUGGAUUUCGAGGAACAACUGGAGGAGCUGAUGCGCCAGCACAAGGACCUCUCAGAAUUCCAUAGGCCUGAGCGGCUGGUGCGGGAGAUCGGCACCCUGGACAGCAGCAAGGAGCAGCUGCUCAAGGAAGAGAGGCUGGUGCAGGCAAAGCUGGAGGACGUGAAGCAUCGGCUGCGCUCCCUGUGCGGGGCCAAGGGCCCCGCCACCAUUACCGAGGGACUCUUCCUCCGCAGCCAGGAGGCCGCGGCCGCCAUGCAGCUGUUCAAGGAGGAGAACCAGAAGGCGGAGGAGCUCCUGGAGGCCGCCCAGCAGCACUACCAGCAGCUGCAGCAGAAGCGCCAGCAGCUGCAGGAGAAGCGCCAGAGGCUGAAAGAGGAGCUGGCGAAGUGUGGAGUGCAGGUUCCUGCCCAAGCCCAGAGCACCCAAGAGGAAGGGGUGCGCCCAGGAGAAGUGGCCAAACCCAGGCUCCUCAGAGCCAGAGAGGAGGAAGAGCCACAGCUGUCCAUGGAAGAGGGCCUGCCUGCAUAGGCCACAGCACACCCCAGCCCUCCCAACUCUAGACUUCAUUCCAGGGGUCUGUGGAAAAUAAAGGCUG
Molecule: messenger RNA, 811 nt
Organism: Choloepus didactylus (southern two-toed sloth)
Lineage: Eukaryota; Metazoa; Chordata; Mammalia; Pilosa; Megalonychidae
Product: synaptonemal complex central element protein 1-like
Exons: 9
Coding region: 136-744 (202 amino acids)
Biological process (GO): synaptonemal complex assembly
Cellular component (GO): synaptonemal complex
Source: RefSeq, a predicted model, not a curated record